ACCUUUCAUUUUCGGUGGGAGUGUGAAUUCCGCGGCUGCACUAAAUACAGAAACAGGAGGGAAAGUCGAGGGAGCUCAAAAAACGGGACAAUGCAAUCUACUAGCCUUUUUCUAACUGUGAUUUUCCUUAUAAGCCUCGUCCAAAUUAAUGGCCUCCUGCGGCGGUGCUACCAGUGCCGAUCCCGCGGAGAGUUGGGCAGCUGCAAGGACCCGUUCACGUUCAACGCGACGGACGUGGAGAAGGAGUCGGGACUGGAGGCCAUCCCGUGCGCGAGCGGCUGGUGCGGCAAGGUGAUCGAGGGCGGCGGCACCUACGCCAUCGACGACUACGACCUGGCCAUCCAGCGGAUGUGCGUGCAGCGCGGUCCGGACGACAACAUGGACCGCUGCGCGGACACCAUCUACAACUACAAGAAGGUGUACAUGUGCUUCUGCCAGGGCGACCUGUGCAACGGGUCCAGGAGCUGGUCCAGUGCUCCCCCGACGAUCCUCCUCCUCCUCCUCCUCCCGAUUCUUGCGUUGCUCCAGCGGAUCCGGGUCUAGACUGGCUGCCUCUCCUCCAGCGUGCAAUGUAUAUACACUCUUAAUACUCAUCAGCAUGGAAUCAAAAUCAAAAUAUUUGCAAUACAAAAUACAAACUGUUUUUCGUUAACA
Messenger RNA from Drosophila ficusphila, 654 nucleotides. RefSeq lists its product as uncharacterized. The transcript has 3 exons. Gene Ontology annotation, biological process: positive regulation of voltage-gated potassium channel activity; regulation of synaptic transmission, cholinergic; sleep. NCBI's taxonomy places the organism in Eukaryota, Metazoa, Arthropoda, Insecta, Diptera, Drosophilidae. Bases 91 to 543 code for a protein of 150 amino acids. The record is from RefSeq and is a predicted model, not a curated record.